Molecule: messenger RNA, 2208 nt
Organism: Lactuca virosa
Lineage: Eukaryota; Viridiplantae; Streptophyta; Magnoliopsida; Asterales; Asteraceae
Source: the annotation of a GenBank genome assembly
AUGGCUCAUUCUACAAAUUCUGAUUCUGAUUUUGUAUCAACAGCUGUUCCAAAUGAUGAAUCUGAUGAAGAAAUCUAUGUAAAAAAGAGAACCGGCGAUAGAAAAUAUCUUAAAGGAGUGACAAAGAUUAAAGAAGCAAAAAGGAAGAGGAAUAGUGGGGACAAUCGUGCAGCAAUAAAGAAGCAAAAAACCGUCAAAGAGCAAAAGACUGUGAAAGAUAUAUUGAAGGAGUUGCCUUCAAUAAACACUAGAUCGACACCUGGAUUGACGACAGAUGUUGUAAGUUAUUUGACAUCAGAACAAAAAGAUUGGGUGAAACGGAUGGGAUUUAAAGCAUUUUUGAAGAUCAAAAUUAAGAUUACUCCCUUAAAACUUUGCCAUUUUGUGCUUGAGCAUUAUGAUGAAGGCACAAACAGUAUUCUGAUCAAAGGAAAAAGAAUAAAUAUCACAAAGGAAAAAAUUCAUAAAGUGUUUGGUUUACUCAAAACUGGAAAAAGCUUAUUUGACUUGGACAUGGUUAGCGAAGAUCAUCAAGUGUUUGAUGGAUGGAUGAAGGAACUUGAAGGUGGAAAGGAACAUGCAACAAACUACAAGAAGAUUAUUCAAAAAUCCGAACAAGUGGAUAUGAAUUUCAAGCUGGGUUUCAUAGCUUUAUUUGUUAAUACGUUUGCAGAAUCCAUUCCUAUGGGGACAAACAACUUAGUUCCAGUUAGAGCACUAGUUGAAGUAGAUGACAUUUCUAAAAUCGAUUGGUGUGCGUCUUUGUUGUACUGUGUGAAAAAUUCAAAAGGGAUAUGGCGUCCAGACAACCCCAAGUGUUAUUACAGAGGCCCGAUGUUGUUGCUAUUGCUAAUUUACUGUGAUGAAAUUGAAUGCAAGCUCCAAAAAAACAAAUGUAAAACACCAUUAGUUACGAUGUGGACAGCAGAUAAGUUGAAGGAAAGACAAUCUUUUGAGAUUGAAGCUGGUGGAUUUGGGGUUGGAAAUCUAAUUGAACAAAGUUCAAAUUUAGAACGUGAAAAGAAUGAGAAUCAGGACACACGUAUUGAGAAACUAUUAAGGAGAGAACUGAAGUCAACCGCAGAUAGAGAUGAAGAACUUAAUAAAACAAACAUUUCUGAUUUUGAUGAUGAUAAAGAUGAAGGAAUGAAUACAAAGUUGGUUGCAUUUUUAGCUGUUAAACCAUUACAACAGAAGUUUCCAGAUAAUGAAGAAAGACAAGAAGAUGAUCAAGAUAUGAAUGUUGACGACCCAAUAAAUUUGGGUUUAGAGAAUAAUAUUGGCGAGGAAACGAUUAGACAUCCGCACAAUCCAGAAAGACAAAUAGAAUUUGAAUGCAUAAAUGUUGAUGACAAAAUAAAUUUGGCUUUAGAGGUGAAUAAUAUAGACGAGACUAUUGGAAAGAAGAAUUUAGAAGAGAAUGUUGAGAGCAAAAAUCUUGUUGAGGGUGGUGAAAUGAUUGGUGGGGAGAAGAUUAGGGAGGGGAAUAUUGUAGAGAAGGUGGUUGGAGACAAUAUAGAAACUGGUGAUAAUUCUGAGGGUAAUGAUGAAGAUGGAGAGUUAGAAGGGAAUGAAGAGCAUAUUUUAGAUGAGAAAAGGAAAAAGGGUCAGAAUGUGAAUGAAAGAGGGAAAAGGAAGGUGACUAAUCCAGAUUUUUUUAGAUCACCUUUUGUGAAUAGGGUAAUUGACUUAAGUGAAAAAGUCAGUACUAGGCAAGAGAUAAUGGCACAAAUCAUGUUUAGAUGCGUUGGAGACAAAGAUCCAAUGGAAAUGCUGUUUGAAACCGAGUCUGGAGACAUAAUGGAUAGGGUGCAUUUUGAGGGUAUGCGUCCAAAUCAUAAGACACAUCCUUUCCUUAUUGAUUGUUGGGCUGCUGUUCUUAAUUUUGAAGAAGAAAACCUGAGAAACAAAAAAUCACCACCACGUGUCUUCUUCAACACUCAAAUUAUGCCACAUGGAAAAUACAUGGGUGAGAAAGAAGAAAAGUGGGAUGUGGAACUGGGAGAAGAAAGUGUUAGGACAUCUAAGAAGAUUGCAAAGUUGCGUACAUUUUAUGUUGCUAAGCUAGCAAACCAUCAAAUUAACAAGCAGAGAAAAUUGAAUGUUGCAGAAGCAUUGGAAUUUUCAAAACUUGAUAAGAAAACUAGGUGUAUGUCGGUGAAAGAAGGGAGUGAAGCAAGAGACAAUCUGGAAAUGAAGAAAGUUUGA